This is a messenger RNA of Salmo salar (Atlantic salmon), 3784 nucleotides long. NCBI's taxonomy places the organism in Eukaryota, Metazoa, Chordata, Actinopteri, Salmoniformes, Salmonidae. The record is from RefSeq and is a predicted model, not a curated record.
GAUUCCGUACGUGGAAUGUGAAUGGUUCCUAAUGUAAGACUCAUUUUAGCUCUCCCUGAAGUCCAUAGAUUCACACUCUACUCGCCUUGGAGAAGAGGCAACAAGCCUACCGUAGAUUCAACUCCGGUCCUAUUCAUUAAGCGUAGGCCUACCGUAGAUUCAACUCCGGUCCUAUUCAUUAAGCGUAGGCCUACCGUAGAUUCAACUCCAGUCGUAUUCAUUAAGCAUAGGCCUACCGUAGAUUCAACUCCGGUCGUAUUCAUUAAGCGUAGGUCUACCGUAGAUUCAACUCCGGUCGUAUUCAUUAAGCAUAGGCCUACCGUAGAUUCAACUCCGGUCGUAUUCAUUAAGCGUAGGCCUACCGUAGAUUCAACUCCGGUCGUAUUCAUUAAGCGUAGGUCUACCGUAGAUUCAACUCCGGGCCUAUUCAUUAAGCGUAGGCCUACCGUAGAUUCAACUCCGGUCGUAUUCAUUAAGCGUAGGUCUACCGUAGAUUCAACUCCGGUCGUAUUCAUUAAGCGUAGGUCUACCGUAGAUUCAACUCCGGUCGUAUUCAUUAAGCGUAGGCCUACCGUAGAUUCAACUCCGGUCGUAUUCAUUAAGCGUAGGCCUACCGUAGAUUCAACUCCGGUCCUAUUCAUUAAGCAUAGACCUACCGUAGAUUCAACUCCGGUCCUAUUCAUUAAGCAUAGACCUACCGUAGAUUCAACUCCGGUCCUAUUCAUUAAGCAUAGACCUACCGUAGAUUCAACUCCGGUCGUAUUCAUUAAGCAUAGGUCUACCGUAGAUUCAACUCCGGUCCUAUUCAUUAAGCGUAGGCCUACUGUAGAUUCAACUCCAGUCGUAUUCAUUAAGCAUAGGCCUACCGUAGAUUCAAUAGAUUCAACUCCGGUCCUAUUCAUUAAGCGUAGGCCUACCGUAGAUUCAACUCCGGUCCUAUUCAUUAAGCGUAGGUCUACCGUAGAUUCAACUCCGGUCCUAUUCAUUAAGCGUAGGCCUACCGUAGAUUCAACUCCGGUCCUAUUCAUUAAGCGUAGGUCUACCGUAGAUUCAACUCCGGUCCUAUUCAUUAAGCGUAGGUCUACCGUAGAUCCAACUCCGGUCCUAUUCAUUAAGCGUAGGUCUACCGUAGAUUCAACUCCGGUCCUAUUCAUUAAGCGUAGGCCUACCGUAGAUUCAACUCCGGUCCUAUUCAUUAAGCGUAGGUCUACCGUAGAUUCAACUCCGGUCCUAUUCAUUAAGCAUCGGCCUACCGUAGAUUCAACUCCGGUCGUAUUCAUUAAGCGUAGGUCUACCGUAGAUUCAACUCCGGUCCUAUUCAUUAAGCGUAGGCCUACCGUAGAUUCAACUCCGGUCCUAUUCAUUAAGCGUAGGCCUACCGUAGAUUCAACUCCGGUCCUAUUCAUUAAGCAUAGGCCUACCGUAGAUUCAACUCCGGUCCUAUUCAUUAAGCGUAGGCCUACCGUAGAUUCAACUCCGGUCCUAUUCAUUAAGCGUAGGUCUACCGUAGAUUCAACUCCGGUCCUAUUCAUUAAGCGUAGGCCUACCGUAGAUUCAACUCCGGUCCUAUUCUUUAAGUGUAGGCCUACCGUAGAUUCAACUCCGGUCCUAUUCAUUAAGCGUAGGUCUACCGUAGAUUCAACUCCGGUCCUAUUCAUUAAGCGUAGGCCUACCGUAGAUUCAACUCCGGUCCUAUUCUUUAAGUGUAGGCCUACCGUAGAUUCAACUCCGGUCCUAUUCAUUAAGCGUAGGCCUACCGUAGAUUCAGCUCCGGUCCUAUUCAUUAAGUAUAGGCCUACUGUAGAUUCAACUCCGGUCCUAUUCAUUAAGUAUAGGCCUACCGUAGAUUCAACUCCGGUCCUAUUCAUUAAGCAUAGGCCUACCGUAGAUUCAGCUCCGGUCCUAUUCAUUAAGUAUAGGCCUACCGUAGAUUCAACUCCGGUCCUAUUCAUUAAGUAUAGGCCUACCGUAGAUUCAGCUCCGGUCCUAUUCAUUAAGUAUAGGCCUACCGUAGAUUCAACUCCGGUCCUAUUCAUUAAGUAUUGGCCUACCGUAGAUUCAGCUCCGGUCCUAUUCAUUAAGUAUAGGCCUACCGUAGAUUCAACUCCGGUCCUAUUCAUUAAGUAUAGGUCUCCCGUAGAUUCAACUCCGGUCCUAUUCAUUAAGUAUAGGUCUACUGUAGUAAAGAUGUGCAAUGGUAGGUAGGCUACGCUAGCGUUUGUUGGACAAGUUUAGAAAUCGGUACACAAGAAUGAGUAGCCUAGUCUUUUUAGAAUGACGAAAUACGGGGACAAUAAUAUAUAUUCUGACUCAUUUGUAUUAACGGUUAGGUCUUUGAAUAGUGGAUUCUGCAGAUUCCCUUGGCCUCCUAUUGGUUCACUCUUGAUGCCUGGUCUCACCGUAAACACACCGAAUACAACAUGAUUAUUACAGAACGAUUAUUGCUAGAUGUAUUUUUGUUCACCAUUUAACAGCAUAUUCCUUGUAUUCAUCUGCCUUUUUGAAAGCCUCUAUAGAAGAACCUCGUGAUCUUUUUUGUUAGAAAUAAGAAGGACGACGAGAAUAUUAUAUUUUGUAAUUAAGAGUGUUGGUGAAAUAACCUACUGUGAUGGAUCAUGUUUUUCUUUUUGCAAAUAUAUUUUUGGCCAUUUUUGUAGUGUCUGUGGGUUUUUACAUUACAUAUUUUUAUUUAUUAUAAAACAACAUGUUAUUUUGUUGUGGGGAGAUGAAGAAAGACAGUGCAUCUAGACUUGCUGUCCAGUUACCAAUACGUUCCCAUUUAGAACAUGGAGUUAUUCUGCCGUCAACUAGGAAGCGGAUGUUCCUCUGACAUUCUGAGGUGUUCCUCUGACAUUCUGAGGUGUUCCUCUGACAUUCUGAGGUGUUCCUCUGACAUUCUGAGGUGUUCCACUGACAUUCUGAGGUGUUCCACUGACAUUCUGAGGUGUUCCUCUGACAUUCUGAGGUGUUCCUCUGACAUUCUGAGGUGUUCCACUGACAUUCUGAGGUGUUCCUCUGACAUUCUGAGGUGUUCCACUGACAUUCUGAGGUGUUCCUCUGACAUUCUGAGGUGUUCCACUGACAUUCUGAGGUGUUCCACUGACAUUCUGAGGUGUUCCUCUGACAUUCUGAGGUGUUCCUCUGACAUUCUGAGGUGUUCCACUGACAUUCUGAGGUGUUCCUCUGACAUUCUGAGGUGUUCCACUGACACCUGUGUGUGCCUCUGGUUAACACGGUAUGCUACACACAUUUACAGACUGAUGUGUUAACUCCCCUUUUAACAUGCAAGACAACAGUAAAAUAGAUUUCAACAAAAUGGACACGUAAAAAAAAACAAGCUAUUAUUUGUGGACGUCACAUGGAUUGGCAGUAAAAGCUUUCACUCCAGCGGUGGAGCAGGAUGCCAUCCAGUUUGUUAGGAGCAGUGCCUUGUUCCAGGAGAACAACGUAUGUAGUUCUGUCCUUGAGCUGCUGUUGUCUAUUGUCACAGAAAUGCUUUGGCGUUUAGCCUGGGGAAACGUACAGUACACAGAGGAUCUGACAAUAUACACAAGCCUCUCUGCUAUUCCUCUUUGGAAGUUGGAAAAGCUAUAGGCUACAAUAUCUUGUGGGACAUUUAUUUUGAGCGUGUUUUGCUACGAUUAAUCAAAUCAGUGGCGUAGUGAUAUUUUCUUUAGCUGAAGGAGUGAAAUAUUAUAAUCUUUUAUGAUGUAGUUUCUCAGAGUUUUACUGACAGAAGGAGCCCAUUGAAUAUUGUAAUAGAAUAAAAUGUAUCCUCCAACUG